CAAAAAGAACAGUAAAAAUGCAGGCAGGGCACAGGACAAAGCACUAGGGACAAAAUGUAUGUGAAAUGAGUAUAUAGUGAAUGUCACUUUUUACCGCAGGUUCCGUCCCCCACGUCCCGUACGUCACAAUGCUCGCAGGGAACAGAACCCAGAAGACAGAUGCCAACAUCGGCCAGAGGAGAUGGCCGGGGACGCUGCAGGGGGGACAUCGUGGGAGUGCAGGACAAGGUAAGUGCAAGAGGGAUCCCGGAGCAACACUGCAGGGUAAUCCCGAGUGUAGCUCAGGGUUAUCGCAUUUGGUACUGAAA
Staurois parvus is the source of this 308-nucleotide messenger RNA. The record is from the annotation of a GenBank genome assembly. NCBI's taxonomy places the organism in Eukaryota, Metazoa, Chordata, Amphibia, Anura, Ranidae.